Molecule: messenger RNA, 2019 nt
Organism: Plasmodium adleri (nom. inval.)
Lineage: Eukaryota; Apicomplexa; Aconoidasida; Haemosporida; Plasmodiidae
Product: ATP-dependent DNA helicase Q1
Exons: 1
Coding region: 1-2019 (672 amino acids)
Biological process (GO): double-strand break repair via homologous recombination
Cellular component (GO): chromosome; cytoplasm
Molecular function (GO): 3'-5' DNA helicase activity; ATP binding; nucleic acid binding
Source: RefSeq, a predicted model, not a curated record
AUGAACGAGGAUGCUAUAAAAAAUUUGAAUAAAUGUUCUAGUGAAAAGAAAAAAGAGGAAGACCUCAAUUCUUGUAAUUUACUAGAAUAUUACAAAAGAAAAUAUUCAUCCAUAGAUAUUGAGAAAGCUAACUUAAUAUUGAAAGAACAAUUUAUGAUACCUCAAUUUAGAGAUAAACAAUUAGAAUGUUUAAAUUCUAUAAAAAGGUUUGAACAUGUAUUAAAUAUUAUGCCAACAGGUGGUGGUAAAUCAUUAAUUUAUCAAAUAAUGCCUUUAAUUAUAGAUGGUAUAAGUAUUGUAAUAAGUCCUUUAAUAUCUUUAAUACAAGAUCAAAUAAUAUCUUUAAGAAAUAAAAAAAUUGUAGCAGAAACUAUUAAUAGUUCUUUAAAUAAAAAAGAAAAUGAAAGAAUAUUAGAUAUUUUAAAAAGCCAAAACUUGGGAAAUUUAAAGGUUUUAUAUAUUACACCAGAGACAGCAACAAGUGAUUAUUUUAUAGAUAUAUUAUAUAAUCUUUAUAUAAAUAAAAAAAUCUCUCUUAUUUCCAUUGACGAAGUACAUUGUAUAAGUACAUGGGGUUCUGAUUUUAGAAAAUCAUAUAGAAAUUUAAAUAAGCUUCUUGACAUUAGCCCUUAUGUAAGAACAUAUUGUUGUACUGCCACAGCAACGAAAUUUGUAGAAAAGGAUAUAAUAAGAAACUUAAAUUUUAAUCAAAUAAAUAAAGAUUGUGAUAAUAAUAUAAUUAGUAAUAAUAUAAAUGAUAAUAACAAAUAUGAUGAUCAUAAUAAUAAUUGUAAAAUACUUAACAUUGUUAGAACCUCAUUCAACAGACCCAAUUUAAAAUAUAUUAUUGUUUAUAACGAUUUAAUUAAAGAUGACAAAAAAACAAGUGUGUGCGAUAUUAUAAAUGAAAAACGAAAUAAAGGAAAAAUUGGUAUUAUAUAUUGUUUUAAAAGAAAUACAUGUGAUGAAAUUUCUAAAUAUUUAAGAGAAAAAGGUAUACAAGCUUUAAGUUAUCAUGCUGGAUUAACAAAUAGUACAAGAAAAAGAAUACAACAGAAAUGGAUAUCUGGCAAGACAAAUAUUUUAGUAGCUACCAUUGCAUUCGGUAUGGGUAUUGAUAGAAAAGAUGUAUCAUUUAUUAUACAUUAUAACUUACCAAAGAGUAUAGAAAAUUAUUAUCAAGAAUCUGGUAGAUGUGGAAGAAGUGGACAUAUAUCCUUUUGUUAUUUGUUUUAUUCAAAAGAAGAUGUAGAGAAAUUGUCAUAUAUAAUUAAAACAAGUUUUGCUCAUUUAGAUAUGCAUGAUAAAAAUAUAGAAAAAAAAUAUGAAAAAGAAAUUUAUAAUCUAGAAUGUGUUCACAACUUAUGUAUGAAUGAAAAAUGUAUACGUUCUCAAAUUUUGUCUUAUUUUGGAGAAAAAUAUCCAAAUAAAGAUAUACAAAAAAAUAAUAAUUCUGAUCAUACUAAAGAUAAUUUGACAGAUGAUGAACAUUUCUGUUGUUCAUUUUGUUAUGACACUAAAGGUUCAAGACUUAAAAUUCAAAACGUAAUCAACUUAUAUGAGAAUAAAAAAGUAAAUAAUAUAUCACAAUUUUAUAGUAAGGGUAUCACACAUGGAUAUAAUUAUAAAUAUACCAAUAAUGGAAAACAUAAGUUAUAUGAUGACGACACAUAUCAUAGCCCCUCGGGCGAAGAAUUACAGGAAAUGAGCAACACUAAUAAUUAUAAUAAAUAUGAUGAUAAAAAAUUAGAAGAAGGAAUAUAUAAAUUAAAUAAUAAAAAAAUUAAAGGAUAUGUACCUUUUCAGAGUGCAUCUUCUAUUAUUCCUAAACAAAUUCGAGAUAAAGGAAUUGUGGAAGUAAUGAAAGAAUUAGAAAGAAGAGAAGAUGAAUUAAAUGAAAAAACAAAAAAUGAUGAGGAACAACAUAAAGUAAAUAAAAUGAAUUUAUUCAAACCUAAUUCUAUGAAUGUAAAGAGGAAGCAUGUAUUUUCUUCAUUUAAAAUUCCAAGGAAAAUUUGA